Messenger RNA from Centropristis striata (black sea bass), 1727 nucleotides. Its product is annotated as sterile alpha motif domain-containing protein 15-like. Gene Ontology annotation, molecular function: protein binding. The coding region runs from base 384 to 803 and encodes 139 amino acids. The record is from RefSeq and is a predicted model, not a curated record. The transcript has 3 exons. Lineage: Eukaryota; Metazoa; Chordata; Actinopteri; Perciformes; Serranidae.
AGGACAGAGUGAUGGGAUACGACCCUGCGAUUUAACACGAUCUACAAAACAUCCUCCAUGUGCAAGCCAUUGACUAGCACGAGGCACAUCUUUUGUUAAUCUGUGAAAACUGCGUGUGUCGUCAUUCGCUGUUUCCGUUCGGUGUGGGCGGGACAGACCUGUUUGACAGCCAAUCACUGCGCGCAAUUCAACAACCGCCCUAAAUUACAAGAAGCCGAUUGGCUGUUUCUUUAAACACGGACUGGAGUCGUUUCUGUUCUCAACUGAGCCUUUUAUAACCUUUUUCGGAAACUUGAGAGUAAAAUAUGAUGCUCAGAGUGCUUACAACCUGUCUUAAAACGUUUUAACGUACAUUUGCGACUGGAAAAUAAAAACGCGCUUUUAUGGGUGAAGAAGGAAACACUUAUCAACACCUAGUGGCAGGUAACAGUUUCCAUAGCAACAUGCUUACAGGCAACAUGGAGUUCCUACAGUGGAGUUGUCAUGAUGUUGCAACAUGGAUUGAGUCUUUAGGAUUUCCACAGUACAAAGCAUGUUUCAUGGAGAACCUCAUCACUGGAAGAAAGCUCAUUUAUGUAAAUUGCGUCUACUUGCCAAGACUUGGAAUCACAGAUUUUAAAGACAUGAAGGUCAUCAGUGCUCGUGUGCGAGAGCUGCUGGGGAUCACAGAGACCCUGUGGAGCCGCAGCAUCGCCGACACUCGACGGGACAUCGUGGGCAUGUUCUUGGAAAACAAGAGCCGGACAGGUGAACGGGUGGACAACCAAACCUACCAGCAGUUCCUGGAUGACAUGCGUCAGUGAGAGAGACAUGAAUCACAACAAGUAAAGUGGCGCUGCAAAAACCAAGACAUCUCCGUGUCAUUUCAUAUCACCAACUGUCAGCUCAUGAUGACUCAGAUGAGACACUCACAGGAGGCCACAUGUAGGCCUUGACAUUAACACUUCCCACCAGCAAAAUGCUUGCAUGUUGUUGUUGUUGUAGCUAGUGAAAAAGCAGUUUCUACAAGUGCAGGUAGCCAACAUGACUGCAACACUAUCAAUGACUUUGUGUACACACAUUCAGUAUGACUAACAGUUGAAAUAGUCACACAUUUGCAUGUAGUAUCCAUACGGCCACAACUUAAUUUGACCAUUUUGCAAAAACAAAUCUAAAUGUUAAUAUAUCCUAUAUUUUCUUGAAGGAACCUUUAGCUAAAUAUUGAACAAUUAAUAAACUUUGGGAGCCUUACUAUUCCCUUCUCACUGUCACAUGUGUAUGGAAAAAGCAAGUGCAAACAGGAUUUUCUGAUCAUGUAUGCAAUCAAUUAUUUGUCAUGUAAAAGUUGUGGACCUCGUUUUUACAACUAAUCAGUAAACUGAAUUGUAUAUCACUGCCUUUUACCAUGCAGUAGAGGGUUAACACUUCCCACCAGCAAAAUGCUUGUACGUUAUAGUGAUACAUAAAUGCAACACUUUUAACACCAGUGACAUUGUGCACAUAUACAGUGAUAAAUAGUUUAAAUAGCUCUUGCAAUUCCAGUUCUAGAUAACCAUGUUUAAACCACUUAGGCUAUUUCUAUUGAUCUUAAGUGGAUGUGUUGUAACUGGAUGGAGCUAUUGAUCUGCAGUAGAAAUCCUCAGGGUAAUUCUGUGGAUGACAACAGUCACCUAUUUCACAGAGCCAAGAGAGGCCUGGAGAAGUAUACCUUGUUGUUCUUGUGAAUAAAAUAACACUGAGUCCAAUAA